Molecule: messenger RNA, 1503 nt
Organism: Mucor mucedo
Lineage: Eukaryota; Fungi; Mucoromycota; Mucoromycetes; Mucorales; Mucoraceae
Exons: 2
Coding region: 204-1373 (389 amino acids)
Source: RefSeq, a predicted model, not a curated record
CUCUCUUAUAAAACCUUUUUAUCUCUUUUUUCUCACCAUUUGGUUUUUUUAUUAGUAAUUCUUAAAAAAACUUUCUUCUAUUAUUUAAAUUUGUACGUAUACUAUCAUACAUCAAACCACCACCGUCAAGUUUAUUCAUUUUGUUAUCGUUAAUAUUUAAAGAAGAAGGAUACGAUAAACGUAGUCCUCGAAACAAUAAAAGCAUGAUGCACAGCCUGAUGGGGAAUAAACACCCAAACAUAAGCUUUAAUAUUUUAUUCUAUCCGCAAUACCAAAACGACGAUGGACAAGUAGUUUGUCAUCCUGGUUCAGUAUUUGAAGGCGUUGUCCAAAUAAAAGUAACCGAACCUAUGCCUGUGCAUCACAUUAAACUAGUUUUUAAAGCAUCAGAAAGAGUCAACUAUGAUGCCAUGGGGUGGGAGAAGACCAAAAACUCUGAUGACAGACUUUUUGCAGUAAGAACUGUCUUGUGGGGUUUACCAACAGGAAUAAACAUACCCGUAGACGCAUGGCCUGUUUUAGACGUGGGAGAACAUAAUUUUCCUUUUGUUUGUCAAAUGCCAGUAAUUAAUUUCCCACCUACCUUUCAACAUCAUCUUAUUGCUACCGCAUUUCAAUUAAUAGUUUCAGUGACCAAAGCAGGAGAAUCAUUACCAAUUUUAUCGAAACCUGCAACAGUUUGCUUUCAGCCAAUUAUCGAGACUAUCCCUGUAAAAAAUCUGUAUGCGUUUACAGAAGAGACGAAGGUAUCCAGUAAUAUAUCAGCCGUUGUGACAGUCCCUCGCUUGGCUUACAACAUUAAUGAUAAGAAUCAAUCUAUCUCUGUGGUAGUUCAAUUUCAGUCUGUCAGUAGUAGUCAAGAUAAUGUGUCGGUAUCCCAGCUUCGUGUGCAAAUCAAGAGAUAUUACAGUAUCAAUUACAAAACCUUUUCAAGAAACGAAACUACCGUCAUUGCACAGCAUGAUCAUCCUCGGGUAACAAGUGCGGGAACAGUAUCAAUCAAUCUAGAUUUACCAAAUUCUCCUGACGAAUUGCCUUCUACGCUGACCUACUCACCGCAUUUGACAGUUGAAUAUAAGCUUGUGGUAACUGCCAAAGUUCGUCAUGGGCUGAUGAGCUUCAGAAAGAGAUUAUUUGAAAUGCCAGUUAUAUUUGGAACAUUGCCAGCUGGUACCAAAGCACCCCGUCAAUUGGAACCUUAUUCCGACAUUGUCGAUAAUCGUUCCAUCAUGCAUUCAAAACCGGCUUUCUUACGCCCCGAGCCAAAAGCAGAGGACGAUAGCGAAUUCUUGCCUGCUUAUGGUGAUGAUCGACCACCUGCUUACAAUAAUAAUGCAAGUAGCAGCAUGAGAAUAGUUGAAAUUACUAGCUAGACAAUGAUACCUUCCCCUUUUUUCUUUAUAACCCUGUCUAACACAGUUGUAUAUAUAUUUAUCUUUUUUUUUACACACCCCUAUUUUUAAAAUUGAUAUCGCACAAUUUAAUAAACCGUUGAUGCCAAUU